AUGCGCUCGCUGAAUGAGACAGCGUGCUCGGCGUUGUGGGACGACGUGCGCUGGGAUGAGCCGGCAAGCAUCGCAAGUCUCGCCGUGUUAGCGCUCAUCGACGUGCUAGUGGUCGCAGGUAAUUGCUUGGUGAUAGCGGCUGUGCUGUGCUCAUCGAAGCUACGCAGCGUUACCAACCUAUUCAUCGUGUCGCUUGCGGUCGCCGACCUGUUGGUUGGGUUGGCAGUAUUGCCUUUCUCCGCCACCAGAGAGGUAUUCAAGAUAUGGAUAUUCGGCGACGUGUGGUGCUCUGUGUGGCUGGCAGUCGACGUCUGGAUGUGCACCGCUUCGAUCCUCAACCUGUGCGCGAUAUCCCUGGACCGAUACGUGGCAGUGACACGACCAGUCAGUUACCCCAGCAUCAUGAGCAAGAAGCGAGCUAAGGCACUGAUCGCCGGCUUGUGGGUACUUUCCUUCGUUAUUUGCUUCCCACCGCUGGUCGGGUGGAAAGACAAGAAACCAGAAGAAGCGGAAUUAAAGGAUGGGUGGUCUCCCAACCCGCCUUGCAAAUGGACGUGUGAACUGACCAACGACGCUGGCUACGUGGUCUACUCUGCGCUCGGCUCCUUCUACAUCCCCAUGUUCGUCAUGCUGUUCUUCUAUUGGAGGAUCUACAAGGCCGCUGUAAGGACAACCAAGGCAAUCAAUCAAGGGUUUAGAACAACAAAAGGCAAGGGUUUGGGUAGCCGGUUUGACGACAACCGCCUAACGCUUCGCAUUCAUCGAGGACGAGGGUCCGCAAGGCCUCACGGCUCUCCGUUGUCCACAGCAUCGAACCACUCCACGAGUACAUCUCUCAGUGCAUCACCCGAAAGGAUGAGAAGGCACUCAAGCGCACGUCGAGCUCACGAGAAGAUCAAAAUCUCGGUGUCAUACCCGUCAUCGGAACAGAUAUGUCCGGCGCACGAAAACUCUCGCUCACCAAGCCGGUCCCCAAGCCCGUCGCUAUACGCGGUUCACUACGAGAGGGAUGGCAGGGAGCUCACCGAAAGCAGGCUGAGGGUGAGAUCAACUCAUCACCUCGCGCCAACGCCGUUGUAUGACGAUUUUGAUGAUAAACCGCGCACAAGGCGGAUGGGGAAGAGGAAUAUUAAAGCACAAGUGAAACGCUUCAGGAUGGAGACGAAAGCGGCCAAGACUCUUGGAAUUAUUGUGGGAGGCUUCGUGUUCUGCUGGCUACCAUUCUUCAGCGUGUACGUGGUUCGGGCUUUUUUGCGGGAAAUGCGUCACUCCGAUCGUAUUCUCAGUGCUGUUCUGGCUGGGAUAUUGCAACUCGGCCAUCAACCCGUUGAUAUAUGCGCUGUUUUCUAA
Parnassius apollo (apollo) is the source of this 1350-nucleotide messenger RNA. The record is from the annotation of a GenBank genome assembly. Lineage: Eukaryota; Metazoa; Arthropoda; Insecta; Lepidoptera; Papilionidae.